AUGUGGUGCUGCCAGAAGGCAGCAGGGAGGCUCUGCGCAGUGGCGGCAACGGCGACGAAAUCCCAGGCGGUGGAGCUCCGGGGUGUGGCGCUCUGUGGCGGCGGUCGCGGGGUCGCUGGCGAGGGCAGUGGAGGACCCCGCAGUGGGGCUGCCGCUGCAGCAACCAAGGGCAUCAGAGGGGGUGCAGGAGGUGCGGCGGCAGCGGCGGCAGGGAGGGCAGCACUACUGGUGGCGUCGGCUGUGGCAGCAGCGGCAGCAGCGGCAGCAGCGGCAGUGGCUGCGGCAGUGGUGGCAGCAGAGGACGAAGGGCCGACAGCAGUGCCGGUGGCUAACUGGGGUCCGUGUGAGGGCAGCAGGGCCACUCAGAACGUCCAGCCUUCGAGGCUGUUGGGCUAG
This is a messenger RNA of Monoraphidium neglectum, 396 nucleotides long. RefSeq lists its product as hypothetical. The transcript has a single exon. NCBI's taxonomy places the organism in Eukaryota, Viridiplantae, Chlorophyta, Chlorophyceae, Sphaeropleales, Selenastraceae. The coding region runs from base 1 to 396 and encodes 131 amino acids. The record is from RefSeq and is a predicted model, not a curated record.